CUGGGACACAAACAGUGGGUCGGUAUGAAGAAGGUAUGAAUAUAGCUUUAACAGCUUUAACGGCGUCAACAGCAGCAGUUUCCACUGUGGAAGGAAGGCGACGAGAGAAAACAACAACCUGCAGCCGACACAGAGAGGAAGAGUGAAUUUUGGACUCCUGCGUGUCGUUUUUGUCGCUGAUGAUGAUGAAGAGGAGGAGGUUUAGUCUCUGAGAUGCAACGGAGGGACUGAUUUAUGCUAGUGCGUUAUAACGUUAGCUGGACGAGGCAAUACUGGCUGCUGGAGUCAUAAAAGUUGUUGCACCACUUUGGUCAUCUCAGUGUGAAGAAGAGUUGGAUUGUUUUGUUUUUUCCUCUCCAUCCAUUGAAGUCUACUCAACUGUCCUGAGCUUGAGAGGGGUGCACAACUUUGAUUGAAUAUGGAGAGUGUGUCACACAGAGACUGCACAACUGUGUGUUUUAUUCAGUCAUUGGACUGGCACAUGACCCAGCUAGUAUACCCAAGAUAAAUGCAUUCAUGUAAUGGCCAAGGAGAGUGACUGGAUGGAUUUCAUGUGUGUGUCUCACUAUAUGGCUGCUCUCAGAGUUGCAUAGCUAUGGGUCACCACUGCUGAAGCCAUUCAAUUCAUAGACCUUUGAUAUUGCUAGACAUGGACUUGAGCUGGAUGUAAAAAAAAGACUGUCUGAAAACCUGAUUUGUCAACAGCUGUCUUCCAGGUGUGACAGGUCAUCUGAGCCUUUGCUGUUGUUGGUCCCCUCAGAGCUUAUUUGAGGGCCAACAUGUCAAUGUCAGGGUCCACGACUGUGCAGCUGUUCACCAAGCUUGUCAAGCACGCGGUGGGUAAAGCACAGAUCCAGCUGAACCGCUGGCUGCAGAGGACUGCCACAGAUGAGUGCGACAAAAUCGACAUCCUGAUAUGCAGCGCCUUUGACGAGACAGGGGCCAGCAUUGGGAAGUCAGAUGGAGACCCAGAGGUCAUCAGUGACACGGGAGGAACGACCUUCAGCAACAGCAGUGGAGAGUUCAGACACCCGUGCUGCAUCACCACCUUCUGCUUCAAGAGCGCCCUGCUGGCAUGCAUCCUGACCGCUGUGUGCUUCUCCUCGGUUGCACUGGUUCGCCAAUACCUCAAGGACCUCCUGCUCUGGGUGGAGAGCCUGGACAGCCUCGUCGGGGCCAUGCUGUUCAUAGUUGGUUUGAUUAUCGUGUCGUUCCCGUGUGGAUGGGGAUAUAUUGUUCUUAAUGUGGCAGCUGGCUACCUCUACGGCUUUGUGCUGGGCAUGGGACUAGUUAUGGUGGGAGUUUUAAUAGGGACCUUUGUGGCACACCUGGUGUGCAAACGGCUAUUGACUGACUGGGUGCUGAACAAGGUUGGAAACAGUGAACAGCUCAGUGCUGUCAUACGAGUGGUGGAGGGAGGAAGCGGACUCAAAGUUGUGGCCUUAGCGAGACUCACCCCCAUACCAUUUGGGCUCCAAAAUGCAGUUUUCUCGAUCACAGACGUGUCCUUGCCAAACUACCUGGUGGCCUCCUCUGUGGGUCUGUUGCCCACUCAGCUUCUCAACUCCUACCUGGGCACCACACUUCGCACCAUGGAGGACGUUAUCGCUGAGCAGAGCGUCAGCGGCUACUUCGUGUUCAGCCUGCAGAUCAUCAUCAGCAUCGGCCUGAUGUUCUACGUCGUGCACCGGGCGCAGGUAGAGCUCAACGCAGCCAUCGCCGCCUGCCAGAUGGAGCUGAAAUCGUCGCACAUGAACGGCUCCUCCACCAAUCACAGCGGCUUCACCUACUGCAGCAAGAGGGCGACGGCCGGCGGUGGAAACUGCAUCAAUGUGGUGUGACCGCAAAACCGCCACACAAGGCAGUAGCUCGUACGACUUGGUCGCCGAAUUGUAAGACUACAGAGCUUAAGGGAACCCGCUGAGUUUAGACACAGUCUGAAGGUGGCGUGGUUUAUAAUCUCCAACAUCAUAUUCUGACCGCCUUUGUAAGGAAACCCUGAAAGCGUACGUCUUUAGUCGGUACAGUGUGAGACCACGCACCUUUUUGAAGAAACGGUGCUGAUGGGAUUUGUUUUGCGGUACAUCAUCUUGGGAGUUUUUUUUCUUCUUUUUAUUAAGGUACUUCUUAACCUAUUCUUAACUUAAGUUACUCUGUUACAAGAGAUGUCAAUGAACUGAUGAUGUUUAGAGGUAUUAGAGGUGAGUGAGUGAGUCAUUU
Molecule: messenger RNA, 2220 nt
Organism: Sebastes umbrosus (honeycomb rockfish)
Lineage: Eukaryota; Metazoa; Chordata; Actinopteri; Perciformes; Sebastidae
Gene: tmem64
Product: transmembrane protein 64
Exons: 3
Coding region: 780-1841 (353 amino acids)
Source: RefSeq, a predicted model, not a curated record